AUGUCGUCAGAUGUAAUGAAUAUUCCAACUGGUACUUCAAAUAGUGAUGAGCUUAGUGAACCUCCUUCCGGCAACGAGAAUGAAUUACGUGAAUUAGUGUAUCAAGCUCUCGAACGAGAAGGUUUAAUUAAUCGUUUAAAAGCACAAUUACGUGUUUCUGUAUUUAAAACAAUCGAAAAAGCAGCUAAUCCUAAUGGUAUUGAUACGCGUUCACCUUUAGAUGAUGGCAUGACAGGAAGUAUUUGUCGUGCACUAGUAUUUGAUUGGCUUGAACAUUCUCAGUUAUUGUAUACACAAGAUAUUUUCAAAGUUGAAACUUCUGGUCCUAAGUAUCCAACACCAUUAACGCAUACAGAAUUACUUGAGCAGCUUCAUAUUAAUUUAAAUCAAACGAAAGCGCAACCAAUUUUACAUUUAUUACUUGACCAAAGUACAAAACAAUCUCCGUCUACAACUAAUUCUUUGCCUGAUUUUAUUAAACAAUCAAUUGACAAUCAAUUUCCAAAUGAAAAAAUCAAUGAUCUACAACGUAUACGUGAUCAUUUUCGUUCAUUAUUUUCAUCAGCAUUUGAUUCAAGUGUACUAGAUGCAUUUAUUAAUAAAAAUAUUCCUUCAACAUCAGCAUCUCUUGCUAAACAUGAUUAUGAACAGACAUGUCUCAAAUGGAUACAAGCAUGUACUAAUGCAUUAAUACCAUCAUCAUCUCCUAUUCAACCAGUUACAUCAUUAGGAUUAGCGCCAUUAUUAACGGCACGUAAUACAACUAGUAACGAUCCAAAACCAUCGUCUGCUAAUCAAGUAAAAUCUCCGCCAUCAGAUUCUUCAUCCUCAUCGUCGUCGUCAUCAAAAAAUCAACAAAGCCCUGCUUUUGAUUUUGCACUAUCAACAGCAGCCAAUUCAAGUGCAAAUGUCGUGAAGAAAUCGACUGAUAUUGUUCCACCACCAUUAAUAGAUUUUAAUGAUAGUAGUAAUAGCGGUAGUAGUAGUAGUGAUGAACAAGAGGAAGAAGAUGCCUCAGCUUCAAUAUUUUCUAAACAUAAUGCAACAGCAGCUGAAAUUGAAAAAUUGAAAAAAAUUGAUGUUAUUAUUCAAAGUAAUACUACACCACGCACAAGAACAAUUCUUAAAACUACUUCAGCCAAUGGAGGUAAAGAUCUGCCAAUCGAAUAUGAUGAUGAAAGCAUGAGCCAUAGUGUUAGUCACAGUAUAAUUAGUAGUGUCGAUGAUAUUACCGUUGAUAAAGUAUCACCUUCUCCAUCGAUUCCCAUCGAUUAUUUGGAAGAUUUUGACAAGAAUUAG
Molecule: messenger RNA, 1299 nt
Organism: Rotaria socialis
Lineage: Eukaryota; Metazoa; Rotifera; Eurotatoria; Philodinida; Philodinidae
Source: the annotation of a GenBank genome assembly